Molecule: messenger RNA, 1602 nt
Organism: Batrachochytrium dendrobatidis JAM81
Lineage: Eukaryota; Fungi; Chytridiomycota; Chytridiomycetes; Rhizophydiales
Exons: 6
Coding region: 1-1602 (533 amino acids)
Biological process (GO): regulation of actin filament polymerization
Cellular component (GO): actin filament; cortical actin cytoskeleton
Molecular function (GO): actin filament binding
Source: RefSeq, a predicted model, not a curated record
AUGGCAUCUUCUACGCAGGUGAAUCUGUCGACUUAUUCCAACGAUAUCAGCUCUGCUUAUGCGAGUGUUUUGAGCGAGCAGGAUUCUUGCAAUUGGGCAAUAUUUUCUUAUGACAAGGGCGGAAAUGACCUCAAACUGUUUGGUUCUGGAGAUGGCGGUCUUGAGGAAUUGAGUGAUGAAUUCGAAGAGGGAAAGAUUCAAUAUGCAUUUGCAAAGGUUUUUGAACCUGUAUCUGGACUGCCCAAAUACGUUUUUAUUGCAUGGUGCGGUGAUGGUGUUCCAGUAGCAAAAAAAGGUUUAUUUCAUUACCAUGUCAAUGACAUUGCCAAGUAUUUCAAAGGAUUCCACGUUCAAAUUAAUGCUCGAGGAAAUGAUGAUAUCGAUCCAGAUUUGAUCAUGAAGAAAGUUCGUGAUAGCGCUGGUGCAAAAUAUUCUAUCCACCAGCACGCUCAAAACCAAACCACCACUUCCAAUCCAUCCACUUCAGUUGCUGUGCCCACCGCAUCUACUGCCGUGUAUACUCCGUCAUUUAACCGGGCUCCCCAUUCAUCUGUUGCGUCUGAAGCCAACAGUAGUAAACUAGACAGUCAGAGUACUCAUGCCAUCACUGCUGGCUUGAAAUCUACUUCAAUCAAUCCUAUUUCUUCUGCUGCCAAACCGUCUCGUCCCACUUAUGGUGGAUAUGGGGGAUAUGCGUCUGUACAAACCCCACCUUCAAAACAGUCAUCUUAUCAACCUCCUGUAUCUGCCACUUCAAAUGAGAUUUCUGGUGUUCAAGCUGAACGUGAGCGUCGUGAAAAGGAUGAGCGCGAGCAGCGUGAGCGUGCUGAACAGGAAUAUCGUGAUCGAAUGGCUCGUGAACAGGAACAAUCUGCUCAACUUCAAAAAACAAACAACGAGCUCAACCAACAGAAAAUUGAAAGAGAAAAAAUAGAAUUGCAGCAACAACAUCAAAAGGAUCUUCAAGAACGUCAAAGGAUUGCGUCUGAAAAACGUCAACACAUGGAACAACAACAAGCCGAGGCUGAUGCUCGGUUAGAAAAAGAACGUCAAGCAAAAGAACAGUUUCAGCGCAAUGAAACAACUCAGGUACAGCACAAUCCUCCACACGUUGCAGCAGUCCAAACUUUGAAUGCAAAGGCUUUGUACGAUUAUUCUCCCGAGGAAUCCAACGAAAUACCAUUUUUAGAAGAAGAGCUCAUUACACAUGUUAUUCAGGUGGAUGAGGGUUGGUGGGAAGGAACCAAUGCACAAGGUCAAAGGGGUUUAUUCCCUUCCAACUAUGUAGAACUGAUUGAUUCUAACGUUGCCAAUACACACGUUGAGCCCUCUGCUUUAUUCAUUGAACCAGUGCCUGCUCAAAGUAUUCCUCAUGAUGAACCUAUUGUACCUACACAGCAAGACAUUCAUCAUGAAAACAACACUCCUUAUCGCGAAGCAACCGCUGUUUACGACUACGUGGCUGCAGAACCCAACGAACUCUCAUUUAACGAAGGCAAUCUGAUUACUCAUAUUGUUUUUGUAUCAGAGGAUUGGUGGCAAGGAACACUAAAUGGAGUCGUUGGACUUUUCCCAGGAAACUAUGUCGAGCUUAAACAGUAA